UGUGACAUCAGAGUCCAGACUUUAUAAAUGUCAGCAGGCGCAAGAAUGAGCAGUUAGCAAACAGCGUCACGCAGGUCGGUGAGAGAGACUGAGCUCCAUCAGCAACACGAGCCCCCAUGGACCGACUGCUGUGUGACUGUGCGAUGAUCGCUGUGGCUGUGCUGCUGUGUGUGGCUCCACAGGUCUUGUCCCAGCUGUGUGACCGGCCCUGCCUUUGCCCCACUUCUGUCCCCCAGUGCCCCUCAGGAGUCCCUCUGGUGCUGGAUGGCUGCAGGUGCUGCCAGGUGUGCGCCCGGCAGCGCGGCGAGCCCUGCACCGAGAUGUUUCCCUGCGACAGCCAGAGAGGACUGCAGUGCGACUACAGCGCCAGCUUCCCCGGAGACCCUGGGGAGUGUGUCGGUCAGGAGGAUCUGGGCUGUGAAGUCAACGGCAUCACAUACCAGGAGGGCGAGUCGUUUCAGCCCUCCUGUGACUCGUACUGCCACUGCAGAGGUGGAGGGGUGAGCUGUGUGCCAGCAUGCCCUCUGACUGCCCGUCUUCCCACUCCGGACUGCCCCAACCCGCAAUAUAUCCGGCUACCGGGGAAAUGCUGCAAGGACUGGGUGUGUGAAAACCUGGAGAACACGGUCAUUCAGGAUGCCAUCACAGCCAUGAGACCUGGCAGAUUGUGGCCGGCUCUCUCGAUGGAUCACCCUUUAAACAAACUGGUCCAACCAGCCUCCACCUGUGUGGAGCAGAGCACCCAGUGGAGCGCCUGCUCCCAGAGCUGUGGAGCUGGAGUCUCCACACGCGUUUCCAACCAGAAUCCAGCCUGCAAGCUGCAAAUGGAGACUCGACUUUGUAAAGUGCGGCCUUGCAAUACAGUUCAGCCGGUCCCGAGGCAACCCAUGUGGGGACGGCAGGGACGCUGUAAAGCCAGCUACACGUCACCAGGCCCCAUUCGGCUCGUUCACCAGGGCUGCUACAGCACUCGCGCCUACCAGCUCCGGUACUGCGGACAGUGCACUGACUCCCGCUGCUGCUCGCCUUACCAAACCACCACCGCUGAGGUGACCUUCCGCUGCCCCUCCGGCAGACUGAUACAGCGACCUGUGAUGAUGAUCCACUCCUGUGUUUGUCAUAACAACUGCCCGUACAAACCUUACAGUAACCCGGCUCUGUGGGGCUACAGGCCCUGAUCCUGUAGGAGCGAAGAUUCAACCACAACAGUAAGACUUCACUGACUCGUAUCACGAGGUGGAUACACUACUAAAUGUAGAUAAAAACUGUGAUUGGGUUGGGAUGAACACAUUUACAGUCUCCCUCUGCACUUAUUCACAACUCCUUUUCACUCCCACACCUUGGGAAGUCAUUAUGGUGGUGGCUUUGACCUUUAUUCUAAAAUCUGUUAUUUUGGCAAAUCCAGAGGAAGCAAGCUAAAUUACAGCAUGUAGCACUUUAAACAGAGAGGUGACAGAGUGCUUCACAGGAAAAAAAGUAAAUGUACAGAGAAAGAUUCAGGACACAGAUAAGACAUAUUAAAAUAAAUGUAAAAACACCAAGUAAAAAGAGGGAAGAAAACAAGUGGGUUUUAAGAACGAUGUGCACUGAUUAGCCUUCAGAGACUUCCUUCUAGAGGUCAGAGGGCACAACAGCUCAUUUAAGUACAGAGCACCACAUUAUGUCAUGAUGGUCAUCUUUCAUCUUGAACAGGUCAAAAUGGUACAGUGUAAACCAGGCUUUAUCAGAAAUUCUGAGUGCACGGCUGAUCUUCUUCCAGCCCUGAAUAUUGUCUGUGGGACAGAUGUAAAGUUCUGGGUAGCCCUGCACUACAGUGAUCAACUCCUUCAUUUUUAUCCGAUACUAAUAUUUUUGGAAGAAUGGAAAUAUAUCUGCCAGCUAUGAUUGGUUGUUCCUUAUCACAUGGGUGCUGUUUCGUUCCAAAAGGUUUUGUUAUGCCAGGGCAGAGCCGUCGUACCCUGAAAAACAGGCGCCUGGGAAUGCUUGCACAUUGCGACAGCAUCGCUGUGGCUUAUGAGCGCACCUGCCUUUUACUUGAGGCGCAAAAAACGCAGCAUGUAUGCUGGCCCUAAAAUUGCAGUUCCUUUAAUGGCCACUUGAGGCUAGCUCCUAAAGUGAGUCAGUCCUCAUGGACCUCCAUGUUAAAAUGCCCAACUUUACAGCAGACAUGUUACCAGCCUGGUACUGUGUGUUUGUAUGUAACUCUUCUGUUUACAUUUCAUUAAGGCUUUA
Messenger RNA from Plectropomus leopardus (leopard coralgrouper), 2232 nucleotides. RefSeq names its product cellular communication network factor 5 (gene ccn5). Gene Ontology annotation, biological process: signal transduction; positive regulation of cell differentiation; cell adhesion. The record is from RefSeq and is a predicted model, not a curated record. Gene Ontology annotation, cellular component: extracellular matrix; extracellular region. Lineage: Eukaryota; Metazoa; Chordata; Actinopteri; Perciformes; Serranidae. Gene Ontology annotation, molecular function: integrin binding; heparin binding.